Molecule: messenger RNA, 864 nt
Organism: Miscanthus lutarioriparius
Lineage: Eukaryota; Viridiplantae; Streptophyta; Magnoliopsida; Poales; Poaceae
Source: the annotation of a GenBank genome assembly
AUGGCCGACGAGCACCAAGACCUCACCAGGGCCUUCGCGGGUCUGGGCGGGCUGGGCGUGGACGAGACGGCGCUGGUGUCCGCGCUGGGGCGGUGGCGGCGGCAGCCGGAGAAGCGGGCGCACCGGCGCUGCUUCCUGGGCUUCUUCUCCGCGAGCGCCGGCGCGGGCGCCGCGAUCGAGCGGUGCGAGGACGAGUACCUGCUGCACCUCAAGGCGGAGUUCGCGCGGUUCAAGGACGCCGCGGUGCUGUGGGCGAUGCACCUGUGGGAGCGCGACGCGCGCUGGGCGCACCACGUCCUGCACAAGGCGCACCCGCCGCAGGUCCUCGUCGAGGUCGUCUGCACGCGCGCCACCGACGACCUGCUCGGCGCACGCCGCGCCUACCAGGCGCUCUACCACCGCUCGCUCGAGGAGGACGUCGCCUACCGCGUCAGGGACGCCAACGCCAGUCUGCUGGUGGGGCUGGUGAGCGCGUACCGGUACGAGGGCGCGCGCGUCAGCGAGGACCUCGCCACUGAGGAGGCCAAGGCGCUGGCCGCCACCGUCAGGGCCGCGCUGGCGCCGGCGGCGACCAAGCUAGUGCAGAACGAGCAGGUGGACCUGGCCGCCGAGCCGUGCCUGCGAGAGGCCGUCAAGUGCCUGGACUCGCCGCCCAAGUACUUCAGCGAGGUGAUCGGCAGGGCGUUCAGCGACGACGCGGACAGGCAGGCCAAGGCGGCGCUCACCCGCGUCCUCGUGUCACGCGCCGACACGGAUAUCAAGGACGCCUACGCCAGGCAGUACGGGGCCAAGCUCGCCGACGCCGUGGCCAAGAACUCCCAUGGCCACUAUAAGGACGCGCUGCUCGCCAUCAUCGGCAAGUGA